Molecule: messenger RNA, 5161 nt
Organism: Myiozetetes cayanensis
Lineage: Eukaryota; Metazoa; Chordata; Aves; Passeriformes; Tyrannidae
Gene: SYT2
Product: synaptotagmin 2
Exons: 9
Coding region: 163-1410 (415 amino acids)
Biological process (GO): regulation of calcium ion-dependent exocytosis; calcium ion-regulated exocytosis of neurotransmitter; regulation of dopamine secretion
Cellular component (GO): synaptic vesicle membrane; dense core granule; axon
Molecular function (GO): calcium ion binding; syntaxin binding; calcium-dependent phospholipid binding
Source: RefSeq, a predicted model, not a curated record
CGCCCCGCACCGACCGCCCCGCUCCGCCCGCACCGCCCCGACCGCUCCGCUCCCCGCCCUCCACACAUCGACCGCUCCUGUCCCCUCCCGCUCCGACCGCACCGACCGCAGGCACCGCACCGCUCCCGCCCCGCCGCCCCGGCUGGGAGCCCCUGGCCCACCAUGACGUUCAAACAGGCGUCCAUGAUGGCCCCGGAGGCCGCGGCCACCACGAUGCCCAUGAGCACGAUGGAGAACUCCACCGAGGCCGCGGGGCCGGGCGAGAGCAAGGAGGACAUGUUCACCAAGCUGAGGGACAAGUUCAUGAACGAGCUCAACAAGAUCCCCCUUCCUCCCUGGGCCCUCAUCGCCAUCGCGGUGGUCGCCGGACUCCUCAUCCUCACCUGCUGCUUCUGCAUCUGCAAGAAGUGCUGCUGUAAGAAGAAGAAGAACAAGAAAGAGAAGGGCAAAGGCAUGAAGAAUGCCAUGAACAUGAAGGACAUGAAGUCAGGCAAUCAGGAUGAUGAUGAUGCAGAGACGGGUCUGACAGAGGGGGAAGGCGAGGAGGAGGAGAAGGAGCCAGAGAACCUGGGCAAGCUGCAGUUCUCACUGGACUACGAUUUCCAGGCCAAUCAGCUGACGGUGGGGAUCCUCCAAGCUGCUGAACUGCCAGCUUUGGACAUGGGGGGCACCUCAGACCCCUAUGUCAAGGUGUUCCUGCUGCCCGACAAGAAGAAAAAGUACGAGACCAAAGUGCAGAAGAAGACCCUCAACCCUGCCUUCAACGAGACCUUCACCUUCAAGGUGCCCUACCAAGAACUGGGUGGGAAGACGCUGGUGAUGGCCAUCUACGACUUCGACCGCUUCUCCAAGCACGACAUCAUCGGGGAGGUGAAGGUGCCCAUGAACACGGUGGACCUGGGCCAGCCCAUCGAGGAGUGGCGGGACCUGCAGAGCGGCGAGAAGGAGGAGCCAGAGAAGCUGGGAGACAUCUGCAUCUCUCUCCGGUACGUGCCCACGGCCGGGAAACUCACUGUCUGCAUCCUGGAGGCCAAGAACCUGAAGAAGAUGGAUGUUGGGGGUCUCUCAGAUCCCUACGUGAAGAUCCACCUGCUGCAGAAUGGCAAGAGGUUGAAGAAGAAGAAGACCACAGUCAAGAAGAAGACCCUGAACCCCUACUUCAAUGAGUCCUUCAGCUUUGAGAUCCCCUUCGAGCAGAUACAGAAAGUGCAGGUGGUCAUCACGGUGCUGGACUACGACAAGCUGGGGAAGAACGAAGCCAUCGGCAAGAUCUUCACGGGCUGCAACUCCACGGGCACGGAGCUGCGGCACUGGUCCGACAUGCUGGCCAACCCCCGGCGGCCCAUCGCCCAGUGGCACUCGCUGAAGCCCGAGGAAGAAGUAGAUGCAGCUCUUGGGAAGAACAAAUAGGCGGCUCUGGCGGCCGGCGCGGCACUGCGGACAGUCCAGAGCUCCGAUACCUCAGUCCUGCAAAACCUCCCGUCUCAGUGUUUUUUGGUUUUUUUUUGGUUGUGUUUUAAGCUGGAACGCCCUUUUGACGGCUCUGGAAGGGUUUCCAGGCAGUCCCAUAGCUUCCCAGGGGAAGAGGUUAAAAAGACACGGAUGGUUCUUUUCGUUCUUCGGCACCGCUCCCUUCGUGCUGCAUGUCCUGCUCGCCGUCCCCCACCACUGCAAAGCCAUGCCUGGGACCCUCCCCGGCAGCCACGUCACCAGCUUGCAGCGCUGCUGCUGCCAUCCUUCCCUCGGGAUCAUGUGGGGAACCAUGGAACGUCGCAUGGAGGUGAUACCAGAGACUGAUGGUGUGGAGUGACUGGACCCACCGUGCUUGCUCGGGUUGUGAUCAGCUGUGGGACGGCAAAACAGUGGAGAAGACCCUCUGGAAAGAGCCAGGUGCCUCCCCCUGGUCUCCCCCAGGGAUGGCUGAAUGCCCCUGGUCAGCUCCAGGUUUGGUUGCUCUGGGGAGAGGUUUGCAGGCGGUCCCCUCUGUGGCUGGUGUGGUGCUGAGCCCUUGGGUGUUGCAACUGGAGCUGUGGGGGCCUGUCUGAGCACAGGGAGCCCCGAGGGGGGCUGCUUUGAGGAGACACGUGGAUGUGGAUGCACCAUCAGUGUCAUGUCAGUCGCCACUACCUCCACCUCCACUGCAUCCUCAGAGGCCAAGCAAGGGCAGUGCUGGGUGAUUUGCAUCUGUUUCACCAUGCUUGGUGAAACCUGUAGGUCAAGAUGCUUCCACAAGGCAGGUUUAUUGUGCUGAGAGGUCUCCGAAUGUGGCGAGGGCAGCCCCCCAGAGCAGUGCCAGCUGCCUCCCCAAAGCCCAUCCAUCGUGUGUCCCCUGGGCUCAGCCCCACUGUGGGCACCCCAGCACAGCCUGGGGGCAGCUGGGGGGGCUUUGGGGAGCUCCAGUCCCACCACUGCAGCCCACCUGAUGCAGGGGGCAAGAGUGAGCCCAGGGCCAACAAGGGACCAAAGCCCCUGCCCCCCACAAGUUUCUGCUCCCCACCGGACCAUUGGCUGCUGAAUCUACUCCAUCCUGCUCCCUCCAGGGGGUUUAAGCCAUAUCCGUGUCCCUCACAGUGAGGAAGAGCCUCUCUGGGCCACCUCUCCCACUGUCAGACCAAGCCCCUGAGCUGGAAAGCCAACAGUGUUCCCUGUAGCUGGGAGAGGAUCCAGCAGCCCUGCCCAGUUCAGACCAGUCUGUACUGGAGCUCUGACAUGAGGUGGUGUCCCCGUCCCAGCUUUGACUCCCUGCCACGGUCACAGCUCCACUUGGCUUCUCUGGACUGGGUUUUGGGGGUUCUGCCACGGUGCAGCAGUGAAGGGUGUUGCUGCAAUGGAGCUGAGCCCUGGGGAUGUCCCAGCACUGGGGACACUGCUCUGGGGGUCCAACAUCUGGGCUGGGACCUUGGUGCAGGGUGUUCUGAGUCCGGGGACAAAGUGCCAAAGCUGAGCUCAGCCCAGUGCUGUCGGAUGCUUCAGCAGCUCCCACAGCUCCCGGAUCCAAAAGGGCAUCCUGGCCUGGCUGGAGGUGGGGAGAUGAUGGAAAAUUUGGUGGCAGCCACAUCUCAGGGGGUUCAGAUGGACACAGGGAUUGGCCCUUGCCCCUGGAGGGAUGUGCAGCUCUGGGACAAGUUCCCAGGGAAGGAUGGCUCCACCCUUGGGAGCUUUGGGCUCGGAUAACCAAGCUGCAGUGGGGGUGGAUGUUGGAUGGACCUCCAACAACCACCUCCACCACCACCAUGGCUGCACUUGGCUCAUGCCCUGGUGAAAGUGGCACCAGGGUCGCACCAGGGUCACACCAGGUUUGAAGGGGUCAUCGAGCAAUUGGUCCCACAAGGCCAUCUCCGGCUUUAAUUAGUCCCUUUUCCUAAUCAAUGUGUCAGCGUCAGCAAAUGGGUCUUGCCCUGCUCCUGUAGCCAAAGGGAGAAGUCUCAGGCUGCUUUUAAUUAAAGGGGAGUUGGGAGGUGAGGAUGCCCCAUGGCGAGGAGCACUGGCUGGAUUCAGUCUCACCUUGGGGUCCAUUCAGCCACUGGUUGGGGAGGGUGGAGUGUUUGCCUUACAUGGAAAUGUGUUAAAAAAGAAGAAAUCUGAGAGAGCACUGAAAUCCUUCUGUUGGCAGUCAGAGAGUGUGCACAGCCCUGCAGCCUCCCCUGGGGAGCAGGUGGAGGUGUGCACACCUGUACACACCUGUGCACACCUGUACACCUGCACACCUGUACACCUGCACAGCUGUACACCUUCACACCUGUACACAGCUGUACCCACACACACCCCACCAUUCAUCCCCCUCCUGUGCACCCCCAUCCUCACCCCUCCACCCCCAGACCCACCCCAUUGUCCAGGGUCUCACCAGGAGCGGAGAUCCCACCUGACUGCUUUCCAUUCAGACUCUCUAAGCCUUGUGGGGGCGGAGGGGGGAGGGAGAAGACUAUGACUUUAAUACAUAAUUUUUUUUUUUUAAUAAAAAGGGGAAAACCAACCAACGUAUUGAAGCCAUCUGCGCUGCCUCUGAACCCCCCUUUCCCCUCCCCGCCCUUAGCUGUGUGUAGGUAAAAUAUAUGGAGACAUAGCUGUAAAUACCACGAGCAGUGCAUGUGAUGCAGCCACGUAGCAGUAGCAGCAUGGCCCCAGCCCGGCGCUGCCACCGCCCCCGGCACCGCCGUCCCCACCUCCGGCCUCCAGCGAGGGAGGACACGGCGACCGACGAAACUCAUCGCUCGAGAGCUCUCCACCGCCCUGGUUAUUUUGUCCCCCCGAACAAAAGGAAAAACAAACAAACAAACCAAUAAAAUCAUGUAAAAGAAGAAAAUAAUGCCAAGAAGCAAAGCAUGCCAAGCCCGGCCCGCCAGCGGAGCCGUCACCGAUGCAGCCCGUGACAUCCACGUGUGUCUUGUUCCUGUACUUCGUCGCGUUUGUCCCAUGGCCGGGUAGCGGCAACAUCGUGGCUUCCGUGUCCUGUGUCGCGUUGUUGGUGCAUUUCACCGUCAGAGCAACUUUAGAAGCCAUAUAAGAGCACGGUGCGCCGGGACCCCGCGGGGGCGGCCCCGCGGCGAGCCGUGACCUCCUUCCCCCCGUGUGUGUCCACCGUCCCCCCCGGUUUCGUGGGGCUCAGGCUGCCAGGACGAGCCGCAUCGGCCACCGCCUGGGUGGCCACGGGUGCCGCUGCCACAGCGGGCGAGGGGACGGGGCCGACCUGCCGGGGGCAUUUCUGUGAUGGAAAAGCUGGUUGGUGAAAAGGCUUUUCGGAGCAGUAUGGGUUACAUCUGCCACGUCCAGUCAGGUGGUUUCUGGUUUGGGGCAUGAGAACUGGCAUUUCCCCUCUCCUGGCUGCCCCGCGGAGCAAACCCAGCUGUGCCACGGAGGUGCUCCGGGGGUUAAAAGGAAGAGAAGCCGCCAGUCUUGGCCACAGGCUCUGCUUUCUUUUCCUUUUCCCCCCUCAAACUGGAAGGGAGGAGCCAGCUCCUUUGGGAGAGCAGACUCGGCCAUUCCUGCACCCCCAGUGCCGGCCCCGCUCUGCCCCGGCCCGGCCCCGCAGCGCUCGGCUCCGGCGGAAGCUGCUUUUAACGCCCCUUCCCCUCGUGUGGACUCUGUCGUUCCCGUCUCUGAUCGUUCGAUGGUUAUUUUGUAAUGAUCUCUGUUUCCUUAUUAAAGAAACGAGCUGAAAGGA